AUGGAGACAAAUCUCAGCGCUACCCUCAACGGGUCGGCUCUAGCCGCUCCUCCUAACACCACGGGACGAUGCUUCGAAUGGUUUGCGGAAAACGGCCUGAGUGAGAACGUGACAUUCGGGACUGUGGUGAAGAUCUGCGGGAACUCUUCGGGCUGGGGUCCGUUUGCCUUUCCCGGCAGGGAAGUCUUGACGAUUUUCUCAAGUUUUCUUUGUGUCCUUCUCAACGGCCUCGUUGUCUUCGGCGUUGCUAAGUUACAGCAAAACAAACCGCUGUACUACUUGAUCGCAAAUCUUGCAGUAACCGAUAUCAUGACCAACAUUGUAGGCAAUGUCAUGCUCGAGCUUACGGAAACUGUGACGUACCGAAUGUUUAUUGUCUUUAUAGUCACGGUACUGCACUUCCCCGUGAUCCUAUCUCUGACCGGGCUGGUACUUCUGUCCGUGGACCGGUAUGUUUCCGUCCAGCACCCCAUUUUCUACCACGGCACCGUGGGCAGCGGGCACGUACUGGUGGCGGUGGCAGGAGCUUGGGUGUCCGCCGCUCUGCUCUGCUUCUCCCCGAUGAUGGGAUGGAACUGUAAAGGGACGAACACCAGCAACGAUAGGUGCUUCCUCGGCGCUGUAGAGGGGAGCUUCAUCGUGUUCAUGACGGUUCUGUGUGCGGCAGGGGUUGUCGUGGUGGUGUUCACGAACGCCCGUGUCUUCGUGACGCUCAGGCGACGGCUGAACAUAGCUGCGAACGGGAACCAUCAACAGCAUGUCGGGUGCGUCCAUAUGAACCAGCAGCACAUCAUCUCCGCACAGAAAAAGGCAAGAAGCGUUCUCGUCAUUAUAGUCGUAUUCCUUAUCACCUGGCUUCUGUUUCUGUGGUGGCAAGUGACAGUACUGGUCUCCAUCUACAAUAGCUGGGAAAGUUUGGUCAGCAUAGGCAUCAAUUUGCAGUUUCGGUUCGUGUUUCUUGUCGUCUUGUGGUUGUCUCCCAUCGUGAAUCCUCUCGUGUACGCCUUCCGAUUGCCGGCGCUGAGGAGGGUGGUGUGGAACAGUCUCAUGAACGGAGCGGUCCGUCUCUGGCGACGUCUCGUCCCGCCACAACAGGUACAUCCCGCCGCUAUACAGAUGCCAGCCGUUGAUGUUUAA
Messenger RNA from Branchiostoma floridae (Florida lancelet), 1137 nucleotides. RefSeq names its product cannabinoid receptor 2-like. Gene Ontology annotation, cellular component: membrane. NCBI's taxonomy places the organism in Eukaryota, Metazoa, Chordata, Leptocardii, Amphioxiformes, Branchiostomatidae. The coding region runs from base 1 to 1137 and encodes 378 amino acids. Gene Ontology annotation, biological process: G protein-coupled receptor signaling pathway. The transcript has a single exon. Gene Ontology annotation, molecular function: G protein-coupled receptor activity. The record is from RefSeq and is a predicted model, not a curated record.